Molecule: messenger RNA, 672 nt
Organism: Spea bombifrons (plains spadefoot toad)
Lineage: Eukaryota; Metazoa; Chordata; Amphibia; Anura; Pelobatidae
Product: putative protocadherin beta-18
Exons: 3
Coding region: 151-672 (173 amino acids)
Biological process (GO): homophilic cell-cell adhesion
Cellular component (GO): membrane
Molecular function (GO): calcium ion binding
Source: RefSeq, a predicted model, not a curated record
GAAGGCUCUGCCUCCGUUCUUGUAGCUGAACCUUUAGAUUAUGAAACAACCAGGACUUUUAUCCUGAAGAUCCGAGCUCAGACCGUUGCUGCUGUGCCAUUGGCUGCCUUCACUACGGUGUACAUUAACAUUACAGAUGUGAAUGACAAUAUGCCAUUCUUUACGUCGUCCAUAUAUGAGGCCACCGUUACAGAAGGCCUUGAAUUGGGAACAUUUGUGCUCCAGGUGUCUGCAUCUGACCAAGAUCUCGGACUGAAUGGAGAGAUCACCUAUUCUAUUUUAGAAGAUCGCAGCGGAGACCAUGCUCUGUUCCACAUCGAUCCCCAGACAGGAGUCAUUUACACAGCUGCCGUGUUUGACCGGGAGACCAAGGGCUCGUAUCUCCUAGAAGUUAUGUCGUCAGAUGGAUCAGAGUCUGCUCGACCUGGAAAACAUGGGCAACCCAAUUCUGGUGAGGAUAAUAUGGGGUUUAUUUUGGCACAGUGGCCUUACUGCUCAACCGAAAUGCAGCAUACAUCCCAAGAACUAUUACUAAAUAGUUUCCCACAACCCUCCCCAUCCCAAGGUCCUGCCGAGAUACCCAUAGCCCUCCCUACCCCAAGGUCUGAUCCUGCUAAGUUGCCCACAAACCACCCCAAUGUAUGUUCACAAAGCAGUGUCCAUAGCCCAUAA